Messenger RNA from Aspergillus welwitschiae, 438 nucleotides. RefSeq lists its product as uncharacterized. NCBI's taxonomy places the organism in Eukaryota, Fungi, Ascomycota, Eurotiomycetes, Eurotiales, Aspergillaceae. The record is from RefSeq and is a predicted model, not a curated record. The transcript has a single exon. Bases 188 to 379 code for a protein of 63 amino acids.
AGUAUCAUUCUCCUCCGGAGAUAGCCCCUGACAGGAAUGGCGGGCCUGUUAAGUAUCAUUCUCUCCGGAGAUAUCCCCUUCAUGGCCAUCGGCCCCAUGUUGCAUCACCUGUGCCCUGGACCGUUCCCAGAUGAACAGGUUCGUUUGUUCUUAGGACCCCGUUCUGAGACACCCCAGCACCCCAGCUAUGGGCAGCCACCUCUACGCGGUGCUGGGGACUAGUACUUGCCAGAGUAUAUCCACUCAUGACGCAAGGAAGCUAAGAUCUGCUCGCGCCAUGCCGUCGGUUCUUACCAGCAUCGGUGCCACAUCGUGCAUCACGGGCAGAAUGGAGGCCCGUAUGGAACGGAGGUCCGUAUCCGUCAAUGCCCGCUGCUAGUCAUGUACAUACAGUAGUUACUUUCAUUUUAGUGGUACAAUGUAUACAGUAUUCACUCG